Thermothelomyces thermophilus ATCC 42464 is the source of this 1525-nucleotide messenger RNA. RefSeq lists its product as uncharacterized. The record is from RefSeq and is a predicted model, not a curated record. The transcript has 3 exons. Gene Ontology annotation, cellular component: RAVE complex. The coding region runs from base 157 to 1248 and encodes 363 amino acids. NCBI's taxonomy places the organism in Eukaryota, Fungi, Ascomycota, Sordariomycetes, Sordariales, Chaetomiaceae.
CUCCACCAAAGUCGUCAUGUCGGCCACUGAAGUCGCCAGGCAUCUUCGAGAAAGAACACGCGCCACGCGCCACUACACUAGUACUGUCAUCAUGUCACGCCGGAAUAUGGGUGCCUACUUCCAAGUGCCCUAGACAGCUAUAGUCGACCCAUCACCAUGUCUGUAGAUAUCUGGCCACGUAUUGCGCCAGAUGCGCUUAAAACUGCGGUCGAGACGACCGAGAAGCGCGAACUCGACUGGCUUGUCGAGGAGCUGCGCGAAAUUCUUACCAACCUCAAGCAUGGCCUUGAAGACUGCUAUGCCCUCCUUGCGCCGAUAGACCCGGGGAGCACGCUUGUGCUCAGCACACCAAGAAAUGAGAUUGUCAAGGGGCAUAUAACUCGGGUUGGAACGCGAAUAGUCAAGGGGACAAUCCAUCUCCGCAUGCGUACCCUCCCUUACCAAACGCUCACCAUCAACCCGGAACAUCCUAUACACCUCACCCCCCUGACAAAUCUGCACUCCAUCCUCACACAUUCAAUCGACCUCCUCAAGCUCACUCUCUCCUACUCCUAUCCCACCGCGACGGCGACGACUCCGCUCCCGUCCGACCUACCACCACCACCGAACUUCCUCUCCGCCCAGCUCCGUCUCCUGUCCCAAUCCCUCUCGGAAGCGCUCGCCCUUCUCAAGGGACCCCCACUCACAACCGCCGACACCACCUGGACGACCCGGUCCGUGGCCCCAUCCCACUUCUCCCCGCCGCUCCCGCCGAUCGUCGGCGGGACCGCGUCCGGCUUCUCUUCCGGCUCCAGCCCGUCCCUCAGCUUUUACCUAACCGUCCAGGACAGCUUGCUCGUCCUCUGGCUCCGCGCGAUCGAGCCGGCCGACGCGCCCGUCAACUUCGGCACCAAGCUCGCCCUGGCGAUCGGCACCGCACGCCGGCUCGAGCAUGACGAGAUUGACAAAGUAUUUGGAUACUGCUGUGGCGGGGAAGACCAUGCGCCGCCCGCUGCGGGGGGUCCUGGUCCGGGCGGCGGCGGCGGUACAGGACCCGCGGGGAGCCCCGGUGCCCAACCGAUCCCCCUGUCAGGCACGCGUGAGAAGAAACCGGUGGACGUGUUCGUGCGCGAGAAGGUGCGCGUGGAGAGCGCGGAUCCGAGUCUGCUGUCGCUCUCGGCCAAGCUGAGCGCGCUCAGUCAUACGCUGGCCCUAGCGAGGCGGAACUUCGCUGCUGUGCUGGGCGAGGAGUUGGAGGGGGAGGAUUAGAAGCCCAGGGUUUGCGGACAGUCCAUAUCGGUAGAGUCACUGUGGCAAUGGAAGGGAAAUGGGCAGCUUGGAAUUGAUGGCGCGGGGGACCGCCGCAGCAAGGGUUAUUUGCAUAGGCUGGAGUUGGAGUUGGGGAUGGUUAAUGGGUCUUACACUUGGGUAUUGUUAUGUUGUGUAGGCGAAACGCGGCGUGGUGACAAGACACCAGCAUCGGCACUUAGCAGAGGCUUUUGUAAUUUGAGACUGUAAAUUGCAUUGUUGCACCAUAUUCCCCGAU